ACAGAACGAGAGAGAGAGAGAGAGAGAGAGGAAGGAAGGAAGGAAGGAAGGAAGGAGGAGAGAAGAAGAGAGAAGAAAGGCCGGACGGACGGGCUUUUGUCCUUCUUCUUCUCCUUCCAGGCCAGAAAAAGAAGAACAACAACAGGACUUGCGGUGCUUCUGCUUCUGCCUCCAGCAAAGCCCACCCGGGAAGACCCUCGACAUGCCGGACGGAAGCCGAGCAGGCGCAUGCUGACCCGCGGAGCCUGAGCCAUGCGGGACUCCGUUGCGCCGCCGCCGCCGCCGCCGCCCCCGCGCACCCGGGCCCCUUUGCGGAGAUCGCCAUGAGCAGCUGCCGCUACAACGGAGGGGUCGUGCGCCCGCUGAGCGGCCUGAGCGCCCCCGGCCCCCCCGCCGCCCCCCGCCGGCCCCAUGAGCCCCCGCCCGCAGCCCCCGCCCAACCCCCCCGCCUGGAGGUGGUGGUCUCCCCGGGGGCCCCCCGGGAGGAGGAGGAGGAGGAGGAGGAGGAGGAGGAGGAGCAGCACCACGAGCGGCAGCCCUGCGCCCAGGCCCCCGGGCGGCCCCCCAAGAAGAGCCAGAACGUGGGCUACCGGCUGGGGCACCGGAGGGCCCUCUUCGAGAAGCGCAAGCGCCUCAGCGACUACGCCCUCAUCUUCGGCAUGUUCGGCAUCGUGGUCAUGGUCACCGAGACCGAGCUCUCCUGGGGGGUCUACACCAAGGAGUCUUCCUAUUCCUUUGCCCUGAAAUGCCUUAUCAGCUUGUCCACCAUCAUCCUCUUGGGACUCAUCAUCAUGUACCACGCCCGGGAGAUACAGCUCUUCAUGGUGGACAACGGGGCGGACGACUGGCGCAUCGCCAUGACCUACGAGCGCAUCUUCUUCAUUGGCCUGGAGCUGCUGGUGUGCGCGGUGCACCCGGUGCCGGGCCAGUACUUCUUCACCUGGACGGCCCGCCUGGCCUUCAGCUACAGCACCUCCGAGGCCCAGACCGACGUGGACGUGGUGCUCUCCAUCCCCAUGUUCCUGCGCCUCUACCUGAUUGGGCGCGUCAUGCUCCUCCACAGCAAGCUCUUCACCGACGCCUCCUCCCGCAGCAUCGGCGCCCUCAACAAGAUCAACUUCAACACCCGCUUCGUCAUGAAGACCCUCAUGACCAUCUGCCCCGGGACCGUCCUCCUCGUCUUCAGCAUCUCCUCCUGGAUCAUCGCCGCAUGGACCGUCCGCGUCUGCGAGAGGUACCACGACAAGCAGGACGUGACGAGCAACUUCCUGGGGGCCAUGUGGCUGAUCUCCAUCACCUUCCUGUCCAUCGGCUACGGGGACAUGGUGCCCCACACCUACUGCGGGAAGGGCGUCUGCCUCCUCACCGGCAUCAUGGGGGCCGGCUGCACCGCCCUCGUGGUGGCCGUGGUGGCCCGGAAACUGGAGCUCACCAAGGCCGAGAAGCACGUGCACAACUUCAUGAUGGACACGCAACUCAGCAAGCGGGUGAAGAACUCUGCGGCCAACGUACUCAGGGAAACGUGGCUCAUCUACAAGCACACUAAGCUGGUGAAGAAGGUCGACCAUGCCAAAGUGCGGAAACACCAGCGUAAGUUCCUCCAAGCCAUCCAUCAGCUGCGCAGCGUGAAGAUGGAGCAGCGCAAGCUGAGCGACCAGGCCAACACCCUCGUGGACCUCUCCAAGACGCAGAACGUGAUGUACGACCUGGUGUCGGAGCUGCAGGAGCGCAACGAGGACCUGGAGAAGCGCAUCAGCGUCCUGGAAGGGAAGAUCGACCUGCUGGGACUCACCCUCCACACCCUGCCCGGCCUCGUCAGCCAGGCCCUGCAGCUGCAGCGCCAUUCCCACCACCCCCACGGCCCCCCUCCUCCUCCGUCCCGGCGGAAGUCCCCCUCCACGGCCCCGCACACGUCUUCCGACAGCGGGUGAGGCCUCGAACCCGUCCCCGUGACUCUCUUUCUAUGGCCAUUGUGUGGCCUGCCUGCCUGACGGGACCCUCGGCCGAGCGCCGAACCCAGGGCGACCGACAAGAGGAACAAUCUCUCUCUGCAAAAGCCAUUCUUUUCUAUUCCUUCCGAUCCUUAUCUAGACGUAUAUUAUCCAUAAUAGGAAAACUUUUUUUUUUGGGGGGGGGGGGGUCCUCGGGGUCCGGAGCGCAGAAGGUAAGUAUAUACACGUAUACAUAUAUAUAUAUAUAUAUACACA
Molecule: messenger RNA, 2207 nt
Organism: Anolis carolinensis (green anole)
Lineage: Eukaryota; Metazoa; Chordata; Lepidosauria; Squamata; Anolidae
Gene: kcnn1
Product: potassium calcium-activated channel subfamily N member 1
Exons: 11
Coding region: 324-1931 (535 amino acids)
Biological process (GO): potassium ion transmembrane transport
Cellular component (GO): plasma membrane; neuron projection; neuronal cell body
Molecular function (GO): small conductance calcium-activated potassium channel activity; calmodulin binding
Source: RefSeq, a predicted model, not a curated record